AGACCACGUUAAACAAUGCAUACAUGUACAUUGGUUCUUCUGUUGUUGGUUGGCGUAGCUGCAGCUGGAUUUGCUCCACUGCACAAAGUUAACGAGAGCAUCAAAGGACGUUACCUCAUCAAAUUCAAGGAUGAUUUGGACGUGGACACCGUUGUUGAUGACAUCCAGCGCCGUGUGCAGCAGCAGCGUUUGGGCCACGCCAAGAUCUCUUAUCGCUACUACCGAGUCGUGAAGGGCAUGGCUGCAGAGCUAUCAGAGGAAGCCCUGGAAUAUAUUCGAACAUUGGAUGAGGUGGAGUGUGUGUCCGAGAACCCUCGGUCACACGCAACAACACCCUGGGGCUUGGACCGCAUCGAUCAGUUCAAUCUACCCCUAGACGGCUCCUUCUCAACGAGCGCAUCUUACAAUGAAGGAGCAGGGGUUGAAAUCUGGGUCGUAGACUCCGGUAUCCGGCCGACCCACAAUGACUUUGGAAAUAGGGCAUCCGUCGAAUUUGAUGCUUACGGUGGUGAUGGUAUAGAUUGCCAUGGCCAUGGCACCCACUGCGCUGGUACUACAGGAGGUUCAUAUUAUGGAGUCGCCAAGAGAGCCACCAUCAAAGGCGUGAAAGUUUUAGGAAGUCCACCCUGUAGCAAAAGUGGUACUGGUGAUGCAAUGAUCGCUGGGUUGGACUAUGUUGCUGCCAAUGCCAAGCGACCAGCUCUUAUUUCAAUGUCCGUCGGAUUUGCAGGCACAUGGGACUAUUUUGAUACUGUAGUCAGAAAUGUGAUUUCGGGGGGUAUUCCGGUAAUUGUGGCUGCUGGUAAUGACAACAUAGAUGCCUGUACCGUGUCUCCAUCUCGGAUUAGUGAGGCGGUUACCGUAGGGGCAACUGAUAAUACAGACAGCAGGGCUUGGUAUUCCAACUGGGGGAACUGCAUCGACAUCUUUGCCCCGGGGAGCGACAUCCCAAGCACCUACUACACAUCUGACAAUGCAGUCUACACAAUGUCUGGCACCUCCAUGGCCUGUCCACAUGUAUCAGGAAUGGUUGCUCUCUACUUGGCUGAGAAUCCAAACCUGACGGGAGCCCAGGUUAUGAACAAACUUGUCAACUCUGCAACUUGGGGUAAACUCUCAAACAUCGGAGCAGGCAGCCCAAAUCUUCUUGCUUAUAUUUAGGCGUAGUAAUACCUCAUCAUGGUGUUAUUGAAGGUGAACAUGACAAUGUUGGCUUCAGUUUAUAGGAAGCAAUCUGGAAUUUAAUUAAUGUUUGACCUAUCACUGCAUUGCCUUGGCACUAAUUUGACAUGGUAAAUUCACUGCAAUUCUUCGUAGUUAUCUAUCUUUCAGAUGGCCUGUGGAAACUAAUGAGAAUACAAGUUUUGUAUUCAUAGAGGGCACUUGUCAGUUCUGAUGGAUUAUUUUACUUGGGUGUAAGACAGGAAAUAAUUCCAAGGAAUGAUCUACUUGGAUAGGCAUGACAAUGCCGUCACUUGAAAAAAAAAUAUUCAAAAAGAUUUUGCCGCAAAGAAUAGUUACUGAUACUUUAACAAACAUUUUUGAGAGUCAAUUAUUAUGUAUUAAUUAAAAUCAGCAUGCCAAUAUUAACCUUACAAUGCAAUGUUCUCUAAUUAUUGUACGAAUAAAGGACUCAGAAAUUAUACCACUGCAACUGAAUGUUUCUCUCAUGUUUUAUUUUUUAUUACUUUCAUGACUGACGUGUAUUCUCACAGAAAUAUGGUAAAAGAAAUCCAUUUGCAACAUGAUUUUUGUAAAAUGCCAUUUGGAAUUGUCCUCAUUGACCACUUGAACCACAUAGAUGCAAACAAGUACAAGGAUAACAAUAUAUAAAUUGCAUUAAUAUAUACAUUUAACUUGGCAUAUAACCUCUUGCAGUUUUGGAAGUACUGUCAAAUAA
Messenger RNA from Patiria miniata (bat star), 1900 nucleotides. RefSeq names its product aqualysin-1-like. Lineage: Eukaryota; Metazoa; Echinodermata; Asteroidea; Valvatida; Asterinidae. The transcript is spliced from 8 exons. The record is from RefSeq and is a predicted model, not a curated record. Gene Ontology annotation, biological process: proteolysis. Gene Ontology annotation, molecular function: serine-type endopeptidase activity. Bases 16 to 1161 code for a protein of 381 amino acids.